Fusarium coffeatum is the source of this 777-nucleotide messenger RNA. RefSeq lists its product as uncharacterized. The transcript has a single exon. The record is from RefSeq and is a predicted model, not a curated record. Lineage: Eukaryota; Fungi; Ascomycota; Sordariomycetes; Hypocreales; Nectriaceae. The coding region runs from base 1 to 777 and encodes 258 amino acids.
AUGGUCCCAACCAACACUUCGUCUACACCAACGCUCUCUUACCGCCCCGCACCAGACUUUACAGGGGGACUCCGACGCCUGUACUCGAAGAUGUCUACCAGACUCCCAUCCUACGAAGAGUUGCGUCGUAAUCAUGUCUUUCCUUUCAAUAGACGUGCCACCGGGAGAUUACUGUGGUAUGUUGAAGGGCCCUUGCAGGAGAACGUUUUCGUCCGGGUGGAGGACUCAGGUCCCACUGGGCCGCGUGAGCCGUAUGCGCAGCAAUUCAUAACCAACGACACUCAGUGGCACGGAAUCUCCAAAGAGCCUCUAACAGAACCCAGCAUAUCGUCAAUAACUGUCAGAAUUUAUGCCUUGGAUCUCUAUCCGGAUGACUGGGAGGACAGUCACCACCGCCACAUGGAUUGUGACUCCGCUAUGAGUGUCUAUGAGAAGAGAGGUGGCAAGAAGACGCUGAUAGAAUGUUGCGGGGAAUAUCGACCGGCCGAUCAUGUCCCGCUAUUAAUAAAAGCCUCAUCACAGCCUUUCAUCCCUGUUCACGAUUAUGUCACCACUGUUCAUCCAUGGAUAUUGAGCUUCCAGGAUGAAAUCCUGGCAGUGACGGGCGAGGAUCGAGAUGCUGGCUCGAAGUUGGUUCUCAAUUGUGGUGCCCUCGACUCUCUCAUGAUCACCACUGAGGACUAUUUGAACUUUUUGCGCAAUCUACCAGAGGUGAGCGGUGCCCCAGAUUCCUGGUUCAUCGCUCCGUUGCCGGAAUUUAAUCACAGGGUCGAGUGA